CAUUUAAGGACCACAAUGUAGACUUCAUUAUGUCAUUGAGGGCAUAUUAGUAGUUGUGUGCCCUUUAGCUUAUCAAGUCAAGGACCUCCACAACAUACUUACAUACACCUGUCAAAUCUUAAGUUUCCUCUAAGUUGUCCGUCAAAACAGGGUCUAUAUUUAUCAGGACUAUUAGUCCGCGUCUUGAAAUCAACACAUUUCCUAUUAAAGAACUCAUCAAACUUACAAUCUUUCGAGCGGAGCGUACGUUUGCAUCAACCUGCUGCACGACUGACGCGCGUCACCGAGUCGCGCGAGCCUGCCAAUAAGUGAAUCUCGUGCACGUGUCUUCCUCGGGCUUCCUUGCUGAAACUAAAUGGAAAACUUGACAGUUUUCAACCAAUUUUAGGUGUUGUGAUUGUUUUGUUUUGUUUUGUUUUGUCUCUGGGAUGAUAACUGUCCCGACUAUCACACCCACAGAGGAUUUUACAGGGGUUAAUGGCCUAAAUAGCCUCUAUGGAGAGAAAACAUGAGAUUUGCAGCCCAUUCAUUCCACGGAGCAACCCUGCGAGGAAAACAAGUGCAGAAAUAAUCAGUGAAGCCAGACAGUCCCUUCGAGUCCAGUCUACCCAGCGACCGUUUACUCCCAGAGAUGGACACAGGCAACUUUUUGGAAAGAGCUCUGUUCGUGCAGACCGUGACAACAGACCUCCAUCUACCUUUAGUCUGCAUGCUCAAAAUUUUGAUGCUCCUGACUCCAGGCCAGGUUCAGGGACUCGCCUCUCUCCUCUGGACCAUAAGCCAAAGUUUCCAGUCCCCUGUGAUGCUGAGGAUCCAUUCAAGGCCUUACCCAAACCCCCCACUGACCCACUGGAAGUUAAGAGGGGGCUGCCAGGAGGGCGGGCACGUCUCCUCCGGUCUGGAUCUCUCACCACGUUGUCUCCUGUAGAGGGACACAUACAUGUGAAAGAGCAAUUAAAUCCAGGCCUGGGACAAAAGCAGCCGUCAGCUAAACGACACCCCAGCACUGACCACACUAAGGUUCGCAGUGGUCCCCUUAAAACUGGCCGAUGCAGAACAGCAAGUGAAAGUAGAAUAAUGCAGCCUGGUGUUGACUCAGGCGUUAGACUCACAGAAGAAAGAGCAGGACGGAAAACAGAGCUUGGGAAUGGAGACCACACCAAGAGCACAGAGGAGGAUGCAGAGUCAUUGGUGUGGAAUAACAUGAUUGCUCCUCUUCUCCAACAACUAGAGAGCAUGGCUGCAGGCAGCUCUGAGGGCUCACUGGAUAGUCUGUGUGAUUUGUGUGAUGGUCUCCAUGGCACCUUAGCAAAAGCAGACAUGCUCGGCCGACGCUGUAAGAGGAGGUCAGGGAUACUUCGAACACUGUUCCGCCUCAUCGACCUCAACUCUGCCCAGCUCAACCUGCACAUCGCCAAGCUCUGCCUUGCUCUGUGUGUCAGUGGAAACAACCUGCUUAACAUCUGUAAGCUCAUCUUCCAAAUCAGCCGCAGUGAAAGCAACGACAUCCUCUUUCAGAACAACUUUAUCAUAGGCUCUGUUCUGGGCGUUUUAAGCAACGAGGAUGUGUCCUCAUCUGGGGAAGCUCUGCUGUACUGUGUUGGGACUUUGAAAUUUCUCUCAGGAAACAGUGCAAUCCUCAGACUUCUGCUGGACAAGAACUGUGUUGGUGUGGCUCAGAAACUCAUGCAGAGGCUCUGCACAGCAGAAGACACCAACUUCACUAUAGCAGGGCACAUCCUUGUUCAGCUGACAGCGACUUUGAGGAACCUUGCAGAUCACCCAGAUUCCCGUCCACUCUUCAUCUCCUUCUCUAUGCUGUCAGAACUCUGUCUGGUGCUUCGUCAUCACUGCAAAGACCCGGACAUCUGCACCAACAUUUCCAGAAUAUACAGUAAACUCUCCUCUUACUCGGAGUGCCGCCUCGCUCUGGCCCAGACCCCCGACUCCUACCAACUAUUUUUAGAACUGCUGAGCAAACAUCACCAAAAACAGGACCUUGUCGUGCGCCUUCUUUUCACCCUCGGGAACCUCACAGCCAAAAGCGAAGAGGCUCGGCAGCAGCUCUUUCAGUGCGAGUCCUGCAUGGACACACUCCUGCAGCUGUACGACACCUACCAGCGCAGAGACAACUCACCACACACACCCCCACAGAAAGGCCCGCUUUCCCCCAGCGAGCCUCAGGCCCCUCCGGGGAGUGUGCAGGAGGAUGAGGACGUGCUGGUUAAGCUGGUCAGGGUGCUGGCGAACAUGUGCAUCCACCCGGCUGUAGGUCCAGCUCUGGCAAACAACACAAUCUGCAUUCAGCUGCUGAUGGAGACAAUUGAGCUGAGGUCUGUGCAGGAAAGCGAGGAACUGUUGGUGAAUGUGGCUGCCACCAUCAACAACCUGUCUUUCUACCAGGAGGAAAGCUCUGUACUCAGACGCAGUCAACUCACCAUCGCAAAGUUGAUGUUGAAGUUGGUGCUCAGCUCGAGUAGGGACGCCAUGCUUGAAGCCACCCGUGUAUAUGGAAAUUUGUCCCAGUCCAAGCAUGUGCGGGACUUUAUUAUGCAAAACAAAGUGCACCAGUUUGUAGUGACGCUGCUCGACUCAAAAAGCACUGAGAUGUGUUUUUCAGCCUGCGGGGUCCUCACCAACCUGGCUCUGGAUCCUGCCAACUGGGACAGUCUUUCAGUGGAGGGGGCUGCUGCCAAGCUUGUGGACUGUCUGAGAGACUUCGGACCAGGUGAUUGGCAGCUGGCGGGCCAAGUUUGUCAGGCGUUGUGGAACAUGAUCGUCUGUGGCUCAGAGAAGCUGCUGGACACACAGGAGAGAGAGUCACUGCUGGAGUUCCUCACUACAUGCUUAGAUGAACAGGAGGCUCUGAAGUGGAUAGAAAAUGAAGAUAUGAGGGAUUUCCACAGGGCAUGCUGGGAGUUAGAGUUCCUACCUGUAGCUCAAAAACUGAUGAAGACGCUCCGGCCUCCGGACCUAACAGCCUGACAAAGUUUGAGUUUCAUGUUGUCAUAGAAAUCCAGAGUCCACAUUCUAACUAUUAAACACAUACCUCCAGUGGGUUUUAAAGGUGGCUGUGAAGGUUUGUAGUGAGAAGCAGGUGAGGUCAGCUUGAAGUCAUGUCAGUUACAGUGAAUUCCAUCGCUGGUUUUCAAGGCAUAAAAAAUUAAAAAUACCUUUAAAAAUGUUUCAAACCACAAGUUACGUUUCCACUGUUCAUCCAUAUGCUUCAAGCUGACUAUUAAUGCCAUUGUUUAAUGAAACUACAAACCUUUGUAGCUUUUAGGCCUACAGAUGGUCAGCGUGUCAUAACAAUAGAUUUUUGGUGGCUGAUGAAGGAAAUUAUGCAAAAGAUAAGAAGCAGGGUGACUCUGUUAAAAUGUGUGUGGAUGUUAAAAUUACCAGAUUUCUUUCUCAAUUCUGUAUACUUUAUACACAAGGUCUUCAUUUAUUUAUUUUCUUAGCCUUUUCAAUCCUAACACAAUUUUUUAAUUUUCAUUUUAAAAAUGUGUAGCCUUUUUGCACUUCAAUUUUCAUAAAGCAGAAGCCUUGAUUUUCUGGGUAUCUUCACAUGUACAGGGAUAAUUUAACUCAAGCUCUUUGCACAUUUAUGCAACAGACAUGAACAGUUUUGUAAGCUCACUGUGUUGUAAAGGUUCUUUUAUGAUAAUGUAGUCAUGAAAACGGAUAACUGACCUGGAAUUUACCACAUAGGUAAAUCUUUUAUUUUCUGUGGAUUGUGUGACAUUGUAACUACAUAAUAAAGCACAAGACAGUGGAAAACACAGGUUUGCUUCUCAAAGCCUUUAUUAUUACACAGAUAUGGGGCCAGGCAGUGCUUGCAAGUUACACCAAGUAGCCUAAAGUACAGUAUUUCAAAAUCACAUCGUUAUUACAUCAAAACAAAUCAGAAACGGCACUUAAUGUGAAAAUCCCUGUUUUCAAACAAUAGCGACCCUAAAACAACCACAAGACAAGCCGAUGUUAAAAAAAACAAAAAAAAAAACACUAAACUAUUCAUUAGCCAGAGCUAA
Messenger RNA from Sander lucioperca (pikeperch), 4031 nucleotides. RefSeq names its product armadillo repeat containing 2 (gene armc2). Bases 496 to 2985 code for a protein of 829 amino acids. NCBI's taxonomy places the organism in Eukaryota, Metazoa, Chordata, Actinopteri, Perciformes, Percidae. The transcript has 19 exons. The record is from RefSeq and is a predicted model, not a curated record. Gene Ontology annotation, biological process: cilium organization; sperm axoneme assembly.